This is a messenger RNA of Durusdinium trenchii, 1956 nucleotides long. Lineage: Eukaryota; Dinophyceae; Suessiales; Symbiodiniaceae. The record is from the annotation of a GenBank genome assembly.
CAGGUCAUAAGACAUUAGCUUUGGGUGUAGGGUCUCCGUCAUGUCAACGGUGUCUGCCGCGGCUUUGGUGGACAACAUGGGAAUGAAACCCAUUGGGUGUCGAGAGGCCAAUGUGGAAGAAAACAUCCAAGGCGAGCUUGAGCCAAGACGUGAUCCGACUGGUGGAGAGACACCGGAAACUGGGACUCCUUUGACACGGUCGCUAAGCCCAUCCAGUGACGGUGGUGCUGAAUCGGCCGCCGACCGCUCUGAGCGCGGAGCCAGCCGGCGCCAACUGCGACGAAAAAAGAGUGGCACAUCUGCUGAAUCAGCAGAUGCAGGAGUUUCCACUGCCCCAGCGGUUGAGGCUUCGGAGGCUCCGGAAAGUGCUUUGGAGGAGCUCUCGGAAGUACGAAGCAGUUCAGAGACUGAGGCCUCCGUGCAUGGCCGGAAUGCCUCCAAUGGAGGUCAAUCGAAGUUGGCCAGGCCAAAGGUGUGGCCUUCUGGUCUGAUGGGGCGCUAUCAGGUCUGCCCUAUCAGAGUCAUGGGCCUAUCACAGGCUCCGUUUGUCAGUGAUUUCUGUUUGCCUGGCGUUUUUGGAUGUGGGGAGCGCAAUCCAUAUUUUUCCGAUCGGGAGAUCAUCACGGUGCUGGCUGCGCCGCCGGAGAAACACAAGCACUUGCUUGAGACGGCGCAGCGCUUGCCCGAAAUUCUGAUGGCCAAUGACCCUCCGUUGGCCAAUUCUGCAGAGCUCUAUGGCUCUUUGGCGUUGGGGACAGGAUCGGCACAGUGGCGGGAUCAGGAUGGACCCGUGUGCUACGUGAACGGCCAGUCGGAUGUGGAUUUCGUGGUCGACAUGAGGAAAGACGUCGCACCGUCUGCGAUUGUCAAGCAACUUUGCUCGAAGGACAACUGGAGAUUGGUUGGACAAGUCCAGGUGCAUAAGUUUUCUUCCACACAGUUCACCCUCUUGGGAAGCUUUGAAGAGGACUCCGACGGAGAUUCCAGAGACAAGCAAGAGAAGGUGUAUCUCGAUUUGACUUGCAUUGAAAGUCCUGUGCAGUUCCAACGUUUCCGCAAAAGACAAGAGGCAUUCAGAAAGGUCUUUCUUCAAGUGAGGAAGCAGCUUGAGGCAAAGUUCGGUGCCGAUGGUGUCUUGGCUUUUGAUGCUUAUAUUCACUUGCUGAAGGCAUUCGCUGCCAAAGUUCCUCACAGUGCCAUCAGCGUUUACCAGGCCACUUGCAUCGGGCUCUUUACCCUCAAGAUUGGCCAUUUCAGACUAAAGCGGAACCUCUCGCUAGCACUCUGCUUCUUCGAGGGCUUUUUGAGGUUUUGCUACCAGUUUUACUUGGAUCAUGAUACACCUGUGGUGAUUGGUGGUACGCCUUUGGGCUAUCGUCGGCAAUCGAUUGAUUUGAGCAAUGGAAGGUUGCGCGCGCGGCAGAGCACCAGCUGGAGAAGCGAGCUCUAUUUUCGGAGUGUGGAGAUUGGGCAGCUGCAGACUCGCCCGGACGAGUGGAUGAAUGUGACGCACUCCUUGGACCCGCAACAGGUGUCCCUGGAAGCCCUCCAGUUGCUGGAGAGGUCCUUUCCGCCCAAGGAGGAUUUCGUCUUUGGUCCCUUCGGCUUCGAUGCAAGAUUUUGAGAGGCGGAGCGGCAGGGCUGCUUGCGGUCUUGGUUUCUACAAAGGCCUCCAAGGACCUCAAUAAGAACUCCAAAGAAGAGGAGAAUUGUUUGCUUUAAGGUUGUUUGGCCCAGAUCAGACUGGUUUGUAUGCCAGAUUCCACAGUGAAUUGGACUGCUUGAGCAAGCUUUUACGGUCAUCUCGGGGUAUGGAACGCCUCAUGAACUCCCUCGAUCUUCCCUGGGACUCCCAAGCUCAGGCUGCGCUCCACAGUCGAGUCGGCUGUGCCCGGCUUUUGGAUGAAAGGGCCGAAGACUGAUGGCGCAGAGCAGAAGAGGCGGUUGAUUGCCCAC